AUGUCAAACUCGAGGCAAACCUUUGCCCGUAUAAAGAGUAUACGCAAUGACGAUCUCCCAGCUAUUCCUCCUCCAAUCUCCAUGCUGGACCUCUAUUGGACGAUCGCUGCGUCUGCAGCCGGUGCUUUUUUGCUGACUCUCACCGUCCAAUCAGUGCGACGACUUUUCUUCCAUCCUCUCUCCAAAUAUCCGGGGCCUCCUCUUGCUGCGAUGACCUUGUGGUACAAGGCAUAUUUUGACAUAGUCAUGGAUGGCGGUUGGGCCGAACAUUUGGAAUACCUUCACGAAGUUUACGGUAGUUCUAUCUUGAGGGUUGCGCCUAAUGAGCUUCACUUCAGUGACCCCCGUGCCUACAACGAAAUAUAUGGGAUGGGAACAAGACACGUAAAACAACCUGCCCUCUACGCGUGUUUUUCGACCGAUCUUUCAGUUUUCGCAAUGUCUGACCACCAUGAAGCAACCCAAAGGAGAACCCUUAUCGGCCCUUUCUUUUCUAGGCGUUCAAUUUUAAACUUGGAAAACGCUGUACAGUCGAAGAUUGAACUACUCAUUUCUCGACUGCUGGAAUAUCAACACACCAAGGAAUCUGCCGACCUCAGUUUGGCUUUCCGUUCCACCACCCUCGAAAUUAUUACUUCCUACUGCUUCGGUCGAUCGUCAAACGCAUUAGAUUCUCGCCAUUUUCAAAAUGGCAUUCUCACCGCUAUGGAUCAAACAUUACCGAUGAUUUGGGUCUUUAAACAUUUCCCCAUUAUCAAAUACGUGCUCUUGCGAGUUCCCGAAUCAUGGGCGUCCAUCUUAAAGCCCAGUACGACGGGUAUCCUGGAGCAGAAGAGACAGAUGGGAGUCCAGAUCGACGACAUCCUUAGAGAUCCUUCUUCGUUGAAACAUGCUGACCAUGAAACGAUUUACCAUCAUUUCCUAACACCGCAACCGGAGAACCAGCGCAUGCCACCAAUAGAACGGGAGUGGCUUCUCGAUGAGGGCCUCUACCUGCGCUUUGCUGGAAGCGAUACUGUCGGAAACACCUGCACUGUCGCCACUUACCACAUUCUUAGCAACAAACACGUCCAGGAUCGCCUUGCCCAGGAAGUCAAGGAUGCAUGGCCGGAGAAAGAUGCCCCAGCAAGCUACGAGACACUCGAGAAGCUACCAUAUCUGACAGCCGUUAUUAAGGAGUCCCUGCGAAUGGCACAUGGAGUAGUGACGCCCCUCGCUAGGAUCGUCGGUCCCACGGACGUAGAGAUUGCUGGAGCCGUGAUCCCAGCUGGCACGGUUGUUUCUCAGGGCGCCACAAUGGUGCACCGCAACCCAGAGAUAUUCCCCGAACCAACUGUUUUUGACCCGGAGAGAUGGCUACAAGAGGAUUCUCCUGAUCUCGACAAAUACCUUGUAGCGUUUUCCAAGGGGCCACGCAGUUGUUUGGGCAUCAACCUCGCUUGGUGUGAACUUUAUCUUAUUAUUGGCACCGUCUUCCGGAAAUUGGAUCUGACUCCCGACAACGCGACGAUUGACAGCAUUAGCUUUCGGGAAUACUUUGUAACCGUACAUAGAGGAAGGCAUUUUCAUGCCUUCGUCAAGCCGACAGUUGAUUGA
Molecule: messenger RNA, 1596 nt
Organism: Laccaria bicolor S238N-H82
Lineage: Eukaryota; Fungi; Basidiomycota; Agaricomycetes; Agaricales; Hydnangiaceae
Exons: 8
Coding region: 1-1596 (531 amino acids)
Molecular function (GO): oxidoreductase activity, acting on paired donors, with incorporation or reduction of molecular oxygen; heme binding; monooxygenase activity
Source: RefSeq, a predicted model, not a curated record